UAGUAGGCGAAUUAUCGGUGGUUAGGGAUGAAUUCAGGUGUCGUUUGAACAGCUGAGUGUGAUUGUGUAAGUUAUAAGAUCACCGGUGAUUUUUGUAUUGCGUUGGUUUCGCUUAUUGCAACCGAUGUUAUCCACAGAGUGCAUACACGAAGGACAAGCUAUUUUUAAGGUAGUCCAGGAGAACACAUUCCAUUAGUUGAUCAGAUGCGAUACAUUAUCCAAAUGGUAAUACAGCAGAUUGCCUUAACCCUCUUGCUACAGUUACCAAGGGCCUAGAAUAUUGUGAAAGUAGAAGCUCAAGUUAGAUGUCGGUGCACUUGAAAGGCUACGAUUCACUGAAGAACCACUAGUGGUUAAUGGUAUUUGCUGUUUGUUGACAAAGAACUUAGAUCAUCACUGGAGUAAUCAUUCAGAAAGUUUAUAUGUCUGUGCACUUGAAAGGCUACCAUUCACUGAAGAAUCAUUAGUUGUUCAUGGUGUUUGCUGUGUGUUGGCAAAGAAUUUAGAUCUUCAUUGGACCAAUCAUUCAGAAAGUUUAUGGCAGCAGAAUGGCUAGCCAUGGAAGUGUGAUUGUAACACAAAUUAAAGCAGAAGAUCAUUGUGAAGCAUCUUGCUCUAACACUGCGUUGUCACACUGUCCACCUUCACCACAUAUCUACUCACCUACAACAUCAGGACUAACCAAUGGCCAAACAGAUCUUGAUUUUGUCACUAGUGGAAGUAUGGGUCCAGUUGUGGGUAGCAGUAAAAGUCAUUGCUGGUCACCUGAUGACAAAACUUUGGAUCUCUACCAGAGUGAUGCAGCAGAACAUUCACCAUCACCACCUAUUAGCCCAGAGAGCCACCACCAAGAGAUGUUCUGUACGAGCACUACUAUGGCUAUUGAUGGGCCAACUGGCCUUGCUGUUGUUGGAACUUCUGAUGGAAAAGUAGGUGACUGUCCAAAGAGAUUGUGUUUAGUAUGUGGAGAUGUAGCUUCAGGAUUUCAUUAUGGAGUUGCAUCAUGUGAAGCUUGUAAAGCCUUUUUCAAGAGGACAAUUCAGGGAAAUAUAGAAUACACAUGCCCAGCAUCAAAUGAUUGUGAAAUCAACAAACGAAGAAGAAAAGCAUGCCAAGCUUGCCGUUUUCAAAAAUGCUUAAAAAUGGGAAUGCUUAAAGAAGGUGUUCGAUUAGACAGAGUACGUGGUGGCAGGCAAAAGUACAGAAGAAGUGCUGACCACCUAUGUAAUGUACCAAGUUUGACAUUAAAAAAGCCAUCUUUAGAAGAAAACAAGCUUUUGUUGGCUCUCAUAAAUUGUGAACCAGAACCUCAAGUGGCAGUUGUAAAUCACUCAAUAACUGACUCUCAAACUAGAGUCAUUACUACUCUUAGUGACCUGGUGGAUAAGGAACUUGUAGCUACAAUUGGUUGGGCAAAGCAAAUUCCUGGUUUUACAGAACUCACUUUGAAUGACCAGAUGAGGCUGCUUCAGACAUCAUGGGCAGAAAUAUUGGCUUUAUCUUUAGCUAACAGGUCUCGCCAGCUCUCUGGCUCCUUGCCCAAACUGAUGUUUUCACCUGAUUUUAUUAUGGAUGAGCAACAGGCCUGCGACUGUCGAGCUGAAGACCUCUUCAUGCAUAUUAUUCAGCUUGUGCUCAGGAUAGAACUUGUUGGCAUGGCUCAUGAGGAAUAUCUUCUAAUCAAAGCUUUGUUACUUACCAAUGCUGAUAUCCACUUAGAAGAUGCUCCUUCUGUUCACAAACUUCGGGACAUUAUGUUGAUCGGGCUGCAGGAAUGUGUGUGUGUGUUGCGGCCAAAUAAUGCCACACAGCAUCUGAGUCAGUUGCUGCUCUGCCUGCCACUGCUCAGGGAAUUGGAUGCUGAGAUCCGUCGAUUCUGGAACAGUGUUCGCCAUGAAGGGAAGGUAGCCAUGAACAAAUUGUUCAUUGAAAUGCUGGAAUCUCAUAUCCCAUUGCGAUAAAGCUGCCACUUUAACUUGUUAUUGUAAUUACAUUUGUAUGCCCUGUGUUGCCAGAUGAAGCCAAUUAGAGGGUGUUUGUUGUUCCCUGUUUGAUGGGUUUUACAUUUCAUCACUCAUAUGAAAACUUUCUGACAAUGACAUUGCUGUGUUUGUAUUUCAAUUGUUAUUGCAUUUCUCGAUGCAUUUUCAUAUUUUACUGUUUAGAGAAGACACAAAAUGGUAACAGAACUAUACGUGCAGAAAGUUUGUGUACAGCUAAGUUAGCUGUAACUGUUGCACAGAUUGAAAUAUGAAAAUUUUAUUUCAGAUCAUUCAUGAAAGUACCUGAAUGGAGAGACAUUUUUAUUUUUGUAACUUGGAUUGUGGACAAUCUCAGGUUUCAACUGAUCAAUCAUGAAAAUGGUAUCUUAGCAACAGACAUAUGUUGUUGCUAUUUUAAUUUUGAAUAGCAUACAGGUGGUUGGUGCAUCUUAGUACAAAUAAUAGAGUUGGAUGUUUUGUGAUCUUCAAGAACAUGAGAAGAUUAUUUCAAGAAGUGUUUUACAAUAUUUUGGUUGAUGUGUUAGAAGUAAGUAGUUUAGAAGGCUGAUUAGGGUUGGCCACCUUGUCCAAAGGGUUUAAUGUCCCACUGAUGGCAGUUGGGCACAGUUAAAAAAACAAAAAGCUGAAGGAAACAAAGAAAAUAUUAGGAAUAGUGAUGAUAGUUUUAGAUAGAAAUAUUAAGAAGAACUGAAGUAAUAAAUAUGUGUUGUGCCAUUCAAUUAAAAGUCACGUAGAAGCACUUUCAUAGAGGCAACGAAAUACUUAGAAGUAUAAGUGCUGGUUUCAGUGCUGUGUUUUGGUUUCUCUUGAGUUAUGGUGAGAUGGUUUCUAAAUAGCUGUUUGUUUUCCUGUGUAUAACAACACAUUUCCCCGUCCAGAGUCUUCGCAGCAUGUUGCCACACUGUGAUAACAUUGUAGUGUAAAGCAAUCACUGAUACUGAAAAUGAGAAUUUUUGAAAACCAGUCAUGUUAUAAGUUCAGAAAUGUGAUGUUUAUUGUAACUGUUGAAUUAUGCUUCAAAUCAAGAAUAGAAUUUUAGUUUAUUGUUAUUAUUCUCACUUUUCACUGACCAUUUCAUAACUAUGUCUACUUUGGAUAAUUUUUCUUAAAGCUGUACUUUUCAUUUCAUAAGAACAGGUAUAAAGAUGUUGUAGAACAUUCAUUAUGAUCAUUGUACACUGAGAUGAUUUUUCCAAUAUUCUUACAAAAGACUGGAAUUAGUAACUUAAGAUUCAACUUGGCUGUCCUUCACUAUUAGAACAUUAAUAACUUAGAUUAUUACAAUAAUUUGGUUAUCUGAUCAUUAAUUCAGCUAUCCUGUUCUACUGUUCCUUAGCUUCGUAUUUUUGACUGGUUAAAUUAUUAAUCUGACUUAUUAACAUAAUUAAUGUGUCUAGCAUUUUAAACUAGUUUACAAUGGCACAACAAAACAUUCUGCAUCAUGACACUCGUUAACUUACUAAUCUUACUUGCUCAUUAGCAUUGUUUGUUAUUUGACUAUAGUAUAUUUGUUGACUAAGCUUACUAUCUUAUUACAAUAACAUAGUUAAUUGGUGGGCUCAUUAUUUUUGUGUAUCUUUUUAAUUUCAUUUAAUUUGGUUAACUGUUGGACUUACUUUUACUUUAAAAUUAUCUAGUUUUCUGCCUUGAUUUUUCCAUUUUUUCUUGUUAAUGUACUGUUGAUUAAUAGACGACAUGAAAACCUAAUUUCUAAAGCUUGUAAGGGGUUGUUGUGCAAUUUUUGUUGUGGUAAGCCUUAAAUGAUAUCUUGUGCUCAGUAAAUGAUUGGUGUUCAGAGAAAUCCUUAGCAGAAUAUCUUACCUUUCUAAUGGCUCUUGAACUGUUAUGUUUAUUUUAUCAUGACAUAGAGUUUAACUGAAAAAUUAGUGCAUUUUUUAAGGUUUCAGUAAAUAUGUAAGUUGCAUAAACCUUAAAUGUAGUUUGUAUACAUUCAUGAAGGAACAGGCAGAUAAUCAGAAUAGGUACGAAAGUAUUUGAAUCCUUUAUCACAUAUGUUAGUGAAACUUUUCUUAAAAGAAUUUCUAAGCACUCCUCUUUACACAGUAGACAAUUUUUUUCUUUUUUUGGGAUGACUUGACUUAUAUAAAACAUUCACACACAAAGUAAUAUAUACGUACAAGCUUAAUGUCUGUAAAGGGCCUUGUUUUUGAGUUAACACCACAGUGUAUGAAAGGAAAAGAAGUAUUGUGUUUUUGCUUUUAGAAUUUGCAUUUCAAAUAUAUUUUCAUGUUCAUAAAAUUCUCCAGGACAUCCUAAUAUUUGAAUAUGAGUUUAGCCUGGAUUGUAAAAGGACAUUUGAAUACAUCUUGCAAUACCAAGAAUUUUUUAUAUCUAGUGGUUAGACUUUGAGGCUGUCUUUCAAGUGUUAAUCAUAUCACCAAGGCUUAGUGUAUUAAUUGAGUUUUAAUUCAACAAUAGCUUGUGUGAUAGCAGCUGUAGCAUGCAUUUAGUGCUUGUUUAUACUUUGUUGACUACUUUUUUAGUGAAGCAAAAAGAAGCAUUAUAAUUAGUUGGUUUUUAGUGGUUAUCAGAGGCGUAGUGCUUGCUAGUGCACUGCUUAGCUUUCAAAGACUGUGUUUCAUGCACUACUAGUAUUUUUGUAUCUGUUCUAUUGCUUAAAUUAUGUUGUAACAUAUUUCCACUUUGCAAUUUUACCAGAUGCAAUUAAAGUUCUCUUUAUGUUAUUACUA
Messenger RNA from Limulus polyphemus (Atlantic horseshoe crab), 4714 nucleotides. RefSeq names its product steroid hormone receptor ERR1-like. Gene Ontology annotation, molecular function: zinc ion binding; DNA-binding transcription factor activity; nuclear steroid receptor activity. NCBI's taxonomy places the organism in Eukaryota, Metazoa, Arthropoda, Merostomata, Xiphosura, Limulidae. The coding region runs from base 549 to 1961 and encodes 470 amino acids. The record is from RefSeq and is a predicted model, not a curated record. Gene Ontology annotation, cellular component: nucleus. Gene Ontology annotation, biological process: regulation of DNA-templated transcription. The transcript is spliced from 13 exons.